This is a messenger RNA of Kalmanozyma brasiliensis GHG001, 4428 nucleotides long. RefSeq names its product LAG1, DNA binding. Gene Ontology annotation, biological process: regulation of transcription by RNA polymerase II. Gene Ontology annotation, cellular component: nucleus. The record is from RefSeq and is a predicted model, not a curated record. NCBI's taxonomy places the organism in Eukaryota, Fungi, Basidiomycota, Ustilaginomycetes, Ustilaginales. Bases 1 to 4428 code for a protein of 1475 amino acids. The transcript has a single exon. Gene Ontology annotation, molecular function: DNA-binding transcription activator activity, RNA polymerase II-specific; RNA polymerase II cis-regulatory region sequence-specific DNA binding.
AUGUUCCAGCCUACAUGGUCCCAAGAGGCCUCGGCAUCCCACCAGCCAAACCCUCCAGAACAGGACGCCAUCUUCGCUUCUCAAAGCAUGCACUUCUCUCAACAGAUGCAGCACGACGGCCAGCAGAUCGCACAUGACCCUGCAUCAGGGCAGAACCCCAUGUUCCAAGGCUCGUCGAUACCAGACUCGAAUGCAGCGGCAUCUUUCGGCGCUCCGUCGUAUUCCUAUCCAGUAGAGCAACCGCAGCAGUCCCAACAUCACCAUCUCCACCAUAUGCACGACCCGCAGCAGCAUGAUCACAGCUUUGGUGCUCAGAUUCCGCCAAACACGUCUCUAGGCCAUCCUCACGGAAUGCAAUCCGAGAGCUCGCUGUAUUUCGACGGCUCGUCCACGGGCCUCAACAGCUCUGGCUUCGAUCCAAGUGGCGGUCAGCAGCCCUCGCAACUCCCGAAUGACAACUUCCACGCGCAGCAGAACGGUCCGCAUGGCUCACGCCCACACACAGGCUCGGAACAAGGCUGGUCGGAUCAAGUCGCGGCUUCGAGCGAUGCGCAUCAGCAUGGCCUGGGCGCAGCACCUCCAUCAGGUCUGCAAAGGCCAUCUCGCCCUGCAGCACUCAAGAUCGACAUAGGGCCUCUAACGCCGAGCGUUCUGACCCCAAGCGUGCUGCACGAUACGACCGCAUCCACGGGCGCAGAGCCAGGCAGCGCAGUCACUCCGCAUGCUUUCCAAACUCGCUUUGCUCCCCCGUCGAUGUACGGAGGGAACCACCUACAGCAGCAGCACCAGCAGCAGCACUCCAAUACCGUCGACCAGCUCGCCAUGAACGACACCAGCAUGCCUUCCAGCUCCGGCCUCAUGCCAGCAUUUGGCGCCGAGUUAAGCUACAAGGACGAUGCUUCGAUCUCGAAUACGGAUAGUCGACAGCGGAAAGGCCCAGAGCAUGUCACAAACAGCCCUCAAAUUACCCAAAGUGAGGGAUAUGUUGGCGUACCUGGACUCGCGGACAAAUUCGGUCCGUCCACCAGCCACCUGGGUGUGUCUGCAUCUCCAAGCUCGCCGCUGAUCGGCGGCGCUCAUCACAGCCCCAGCUCGACCCUAUCAGGCGCUUUCUCGUCGCGGCCCGGUAGUCGUCCCGCCAGUCGCGGACUCAAGUCGGUCGCCAGCUUCACUUCGUCGGCUGGAACAGGCACAGCUUCCGGGAGCGAUGCCAUGUCCAGCCGCCAACGCUCAGGUUCGGGCAGUGUCUAUGCUGGUCGUCCCAUCUCGGCGCUGACCAGGACCACCAGCAUGCAGAACAACUUUGCCUCCUAUCCGAAUGACCCUUCGCACCAGGGACUGCCGCAAAGUCGCAGCGUCCAGAACCUCGGCCAGAUGCACAGUCCAGCCUUGUCGGGGCCCCUGGCGAGUCCUGGUCAUCCCGCUUUCCACGGAACGGAGCCGUGGAGCCCCGUCCAAUCGCAAAUGACGCCGCCGUCUAGCUUCCGCGCUCCGUACACAGGUCCAGGCUUUCAGACACCCCAGAUGCAACCAUUCAGUCCGACGCUCACCUCGCCAGCGCAGUCGCAAUACUCGCCGCAAUCGCACAUGGGCCCACACGCCGGGGGCAUGCCGCCCUUCUUCUCGCCUCCCAUUGACACGACGCAUCGAUUCGCGUCCUCGAGCGGAGGCCAGGAUGGCUUCGAGAUGGCAGCCUUCAACGAACAGCAUCUCUCGUCUGCGCUAGCCAACAGCGCAUCGAUCAGUUCUGGUCCACCGACAGCUGGCCAUCAGCGCGAGGGCCAUAGCACACCAACAAUUCUGGAAGAAGAAGAGAAUCCGUUGCACACCCGUGCUACGGUCCUGAGACAGGCGCCGAACGACCCUCGCUUUGACCCUGCAUUUUCUUCGCACCACCCGCAUCAUCCGCUUGCAUACGAGCAUCAGCAUCAGCAUCCAUUCCAGAGUCCACAUCAGCAUCCACAUCCGCAUCCGCACCAGCAUCAUCACCCGCAACUGCAGCAGUCUCCACAGCAAUACGCGGCGGGUUCGAUCCCCCACGUUCUACAGCGUUCUCGCUCCGACCAGAUCCCGGGCUCCCCUAUGGACGCACCGCCGAGCUUACGCACCCAGAUGGCGUAUCCGCCUAGCAUGCGCCCGAGCCUGUACCAACAGGUGUCGAUGAGCGAGAUGAACCAGAUUCGCCAGAUCCACGGCUUGGGCGUCUCGGAGAGCAGCCUGGGCGAUUGCUCGGCUUUCAUCGAAGACUAUGUCCGGCAGUACAUCUCGACCCCCAGUCGACUUGGUCUUGGAGAGAGGAAUGUGCUGAUCAUGACGACGAGGGUGGCACAGAAGAGUUACGGUGCCGAGAAGCGCUUCUUGUGCCCGCCACCUCUUGUCAUCUUGGUGGGAAGCAGCUGGUGGAACGCAUGCCCGGCUUCGGCGCGUCCGUCUCCCUUCUCGCCUUCCGGUCCGCCCGAUCCUGACCAGCCGGCACCGACGGUGCUCUCGCCGCCACGCGUCACCAUCAAUAUCAGCGGUGAGCCAGGCAUCCAGGAUGGGGCGCUCGAGUGGGCAUCCAGCAGCGGUCGUCUCAUCGACGUCGGCAAUCCAUCGUCCGAGAUGGCCAUCUCGGGCCGUUGCAUCGGCAAGCAGCUCUACAUCUCGGACGUGGACGAAAAGAGACGUCACGUCGAGGCACUCGUCGCGAUCUCCGUUCCGGGUCCUUCUCCCAUGGAUCGUCGUCUGCUCGGCACGUUCCCCAGCCGGCCCAUCAAAGUCAUCAGCAAGCCAAGCAAGAAGCGACAGUCUUCCCGCAAUACAGAGCUCUGCGUCAACCACGGCACCGUCAUUUCGCUCUUCCAUCGAUUGCGAUCGCAGACCGUAUCGACGCGCUACCUGUGCGUCUCAGGGGCACCGUCGUGGCUCAAGGGCUCGGACAACCAGCCCUUCCUCAACAUGAAUCCACGGGACCAGAAGAGCUCCGAGCCACCGAGCUGCUUUGUGGCCAAGAUGUCGAGCUGGGACCCUUUUAUCGUCUAUCUGGUGGAUCCCAAGAGGCGCGCCGAUGCUACGCCGUCCGAGCCGCUACAACCCCCCGUCAAAGGCUAUCCACCACCGCCUCCGAACGCCCUUCCUACGGCUGGGCUGACGAGCUCGCAAAUGACGAUCCACUACAAUCAGCCCAUCGUCCUUCAGUGUCUCAACACGGCGGUCGUGAGCCCGGUGAUGGUGGUGCGAAAGGUGGAAAAGGGCACAUCAGUACUCGGAGGCGCUCCAGCAGGCUCUACCGAUUCGAUUGCUCGCGAAGCGUUUGGCGAUCCUGUGUCGCAGCUGCACAAGAUUGCGCUCGAGGUGCUCGAGGAUCCCCGACCGACGGGCGAGCAGCCUGGCGAAUCCGCGUCGCCUGGCAAUAGCGGACCCUUCCUGGCCUGCCUCAACGAAUCCGUGGGCAUGCAUAGACCCAGCGAGCCGAGGAAGUGGGUGACCGGCAGCAGCAGCCUCAGCAUGCCCUCAACGCCGACGACGCCGAUGACAUCGAUGAGCCUGGCCAUGGAGGGCGCAGGGGUCGGAUCGAGUGAUCACCUGCCCAUGAGCCCGACCGCUGCGGCUGCGCAUGCAGCGGCGCAGACUCGCUAUUCUCUCGCCGCUGCCCGAGGAGGGCCGAUGAUGUCGCCGUCGGCCUCUUCCUCUUCGCACGACGUGUCUGCGAUGGAGCCGCCGCCCUCUUCGGACGGUGGCAAAGCCAAGCGUCCACGCCGCGUCUCGUCCUCGAUCGUGGUGCAGAAGGAACGUGCCGCUGCUGCAGCCGCUGCCAGCAAGAAUCGUCGACGUGGCCAGUCGCUUUCGAUCAGCACCAUGCAGCAUCAAGGUCUUUCUGAUGUCGAGAUCCUCCGUCGAACAGGCUCGUACGCCAACUCGGUAGGAUCAGACUCUUCCGCAGCGGGCAGCAGCAGCAUCUCACCAGGCGCAAUGUGGUCGGUCGAUGUGGCCGAUUCCGACAUCUGGACGGUGGUGGGCACCGAUAUUGCGCGCCACUCGUUCUACGUACCGCCUCAGAUCGUCGGUGGAGCCCAGCCGCAGACCAACAUCACCGACAGCAACAUUGCGCAUCUGAUCACGGUCCCUGCCCCCGCGCAGCCUAUCACGCCGAUUCCCAUCAUCACCAACGUGGUGCCGCCCCCGCAGGACGGCCGAUCGCCCAUGCCAGCGCCCUCGAGCGAUCAAAGCCCCGGGCUGGUCACGAUCUUGGGCGACAACUUCCAUCCGAACCUGUUCAUCUUCUUCGGCGACUGGAAGAGCACGCACGUCGAGGUCAGAAGCCGCCAGACGAUCAUCUGCGCGGCUCCUCCGCCGUUGGACCAGGGACUGCCACGAGGACAGGUGCCGGUUCUGGUCGUGAGGCACGACGGUGUCAUCUUCCCGACCGACUUUCAGUACCACUGCUGA